AUGGCGAGGAUCACCAACAUUCAGCAGUGGUUGCACGGUUCCAUGAGUUGCUUGAGAGAGAUUGAGAUGUGUCACUUUCCCAUGUCUAUAGAGAGGGUAACAAGUGUGCAGACUGUAUAG
This is a messenger RNA of Linum tenue, 120 nucleotides long. The record is from the annotation of a GenBank genome assembly. NCBI's taxonomy places the organism in Eukaryota, Viridiplantae, Streptophyta, Magnoliopsida, Malpighiales, Linaceae.